GGAAAUGUGCGCGUUUUCGAAGAUUGUUACUUUCCGAAUGAAACCGUAAGAAGUGUCCGGGUAGGAGGUCACACGUACAGACUUCUCUUUCUAAAUAGAAACGGCCAACACUAUUAGAUUAAAAAAAAGAUGCAGGCAUCCUUUAUCUUCGAUGUGACUAUUUCCUCUCCAUAGUUACUAAGUUUUGUUCCUUUGGAGGCCUUUGAAAAGAAAACAACGUCUUUAAAGGCAUAGUGAGUAGCCGCCGGGUGUGCGGGCCAGCAUGGACUCAGACACCAGCCUGGUGUCCAGCCGCCCUUCCUCCCCGGAGCCCGAUGAGAUCUUCGUGUCCUCCCGGAGCAAGAGCAGCGGAGGGGGCGGUGGCGGCUUUUCGGCGGGUGGCGCCGUCUCCAGCUCGACGCCCAGCGACUCUCCGGCUGAGCUAAGCGCGGAGCUGCGCAGCGCCAUGAGCGCCGCCGGGGUGGUGAUGGUGGACAAGCUGGCCUUCAAGUCGCCCUCGUCGUCGUCGUCGUCGUCCUCCUCUUCCUCGUCGUCUGCCUCUAAGAAGGACAAGAAGCAGAUGACGGAGCCGGAGCUGCAGCAGCUGCGCCUGAAGAUCAACAGCCGGGAGCGCAAGCGGAUGCACGACCUCAACAUCGCCAUGGACGGCCUGCGGGAGGUGAUGCCCUACGCCCACGGGCCGUCGGUGCGCAAGCUCUCCAAGAUCGCCACCCUCCUCCUGGCCCGAAACUACAUCCUGAUGCUGACCAACUCCCUGGAGGAGAUGAAGCGCCUCCUCAGCGAGAUCUACGGCGGGCACCACGCCGCCAGUUUUCACCCGGCUGCGGCUGCCGCCGCUGCUGCCGCCGCCGCCUGCCCCGGGGGCAUGGUGGGCCACUCGGCGCCUCUGCCCAGCCACCCGGCUUCCCACGCCCUGCACCACCCCAUCUUGCCCCCCGCCGCCGUCUCCAGCGCCUCCCUGCCCGGGUCCGGGGGGCUCUCGGCCGUCAGCUCCAUCCGGCCCAGCCACGGCCUUCUCAAGUCGCCGUCCAGCGCAGCGGCUGCGGCAGCGGCUGCUGCGGCCGCCGCCGCUGCCGCUUCGGGCCCCCUGGGCAGCAGCUUCCAGCACUGGGGAGGGAUGCCCUGCCCCUGCAGCAUGUGCCAGGUGCCCACCCCGUCGCACCAUCACGUCUCCGGCAUGAACACGGCCAGCCUGCCCAGAUUAACCAGCGACGCCAAAUGAAAGUCCGCGACAGGAGGGGAGGGGGAGAGACAAAAUAUGCACAGAGAGGAAAAGAUGGGGGCUAAGGACUCCACAAACUGAAUCUCGCCCUUUCAGGACUUACAAAGCUUGACCACAUCACCCUUCAUUGCCCCACCGCAACCCCCCAAGGUAGGAUCCUGCGGUACUUACCUGGAGACGACAGCGCACUCUUCUUUAGGAGACUCCUCCAGAAAACUUGCGGGGAUGGGUGGCGGAGGAUUCCUGCGGAACUCCGUUACCGGCUUCACUCCGAUCUCAGUCUCCAUCGUGUGUAAACUUUUCCGCGCUUCGCUUUCGGAACCUUGUACGGUGUUUCGUUUCGUUUUUUUUAAAAAAAUGGUAGACGGUGCAAACAAGUUUAGGCACUCGCCUUCAAACCAGAGGCAAUCCGACUGUCCAGCAUUUCUCUCUCUCUCUCUCUCUCUCUCUAGGUUUUUCUUUUAAAUCGGGGCGGGGGAUCUUCAGCCAGAUCUAAAUACAUACACACUCCGAAUCUUACACACGUAAUAAAUUGGCCUUCAGUCCUUUGAAAUCAGUGGGGUUUACUUCCUAGUAAAUGUAUUGAAACUACCUCUGUGGGGAAGUGUAAAACACCCGAACGUUUACCUGGAAUUCGGAGCUUCUUUUCACGUUACAGAGUUAGGAUUGGGUCGGAAGUAUUGCAAUGAAAUAAACCCCACUGAUUUCAAAAGGAAUUUAAUUCUACCAGAAUCUGAACGUAUUUAUUUACAGGUAGGCUCCACUGACUUCCACGGAGCAGCCCGAUCCUGAACAAACUAGUGGAAGUCAUCGCUGAAACUAAGAGGAUGUACUUCUGAACAAGAGAUAUGAUCCAGCCAGAGUGAGACAGCUUUAAAAGACAACAAAGAGUCUUGUGGCACUUUGAAGGCCAUCAUAUUGAUGAUGGCAUAAGCUCCCGCGGACUCAAGUCCACAAGUACAUGAAAUGCUACAAGGCUCUUGGUUGGUUUGGCUGAUCUCUACACUGGUGAAACAUGCGGCCUGAUCCUGGGCGUGUCUCCUCCGAAGUAAGUCCGAGGGAAGGCAGUGGGGCUUACUUCCAGGGCUAUUGAGUGUGCAGAUUGCAGCCUUCAGCGAUGAGAGCCACGAGACGGAAAAUGUCGGCUGGAUGCUCGUGUCCAAGAUCUUUAGGAUCGCAGUGCUAACAUUUCGAGCCGAUCAUUUUGGACCCGCAUCUUUCAUACGCAAGCACUAGGGAGGCCAAAUCUCAGAAGUUAUGAAUUUGUUGUUGCUGUUGCUGCUAGGGAGUGAAGUGGGGGUAGUGUCGGUUUUGUAGACACGCUCCCAGAUUUGUAGCAUUUUUAGCUUUCUUAUUGUCAGGGCUUGUGCUUCAAGACUUGCAGGGGCGGGGAGGGUGCGGGACCUUUUCUUCUGCCAGGGUGCACGGCUCGAAGCCUUUCCUGCUGAAGCGUCACAGGUUUUCCAAAACACCCCCCCCCCAUGAAAGAGAUCCCUGCACUGUUCGUGCAGCAAUAUUCAGAUUCUCCCAUCACACACACGCUUGUUUCUGAAUAACCUCUUUUCUUCUUCUUUUCUUAGCGCUGUCACCUUCAAGAGAUUUUUUAUUACCUGUUUAUUUUUAUAAAUAUAUAUAAAAAAUAAAGAAAUGGGGGAAAAGUUGCUAAAUAAUAUUUAUUGUUUGGUUGCAAAAAAAAAGUGAUCCACUGUCGACAUUUUUAAAUAAUAAUAAUAAAAGAAAGAAAGUAGACGAUGGCUU
Messenger RNA from Rhineura floridana, 2980 nucleotides. RefSeq names its product oligodendrocyte transcription factor 2 (gene OLIG2). NCBI's taxonomy places the organism in Eukaryota, Metazoa, Chordata, Lepidosauria, Squamata, Rhineuridae. The record is from RefSeq and is a predicted model, not a curated record. The transcript is spliced from 2 exons. Gene Ontology annotation, molecular function: DNA-binding transcription factor activity; protein dimerization activity. Bases 263 to 1222 code for a protein of 319 amino acids. Gene Ontology annotation, biological process: regulation of DNA-templated transcription; oligodendrocyte differentiation; oligodendrocyte cell fate specification.